Molecule: messenger RNA, 1366 nt
Organism: Prorocentrum cordatum
Lineage: Eukaryota; Dinophyceae; Prorocentrales; Prorocentraceae
Source: the annotation of a GenBank genome assembly
UGGAAGCGCCCUAAGCUACACACGUCCUACAGGGCUGGAGGGAUUCUGAAUCGUUAGAUACCGCAUAAGGGGGCCCAGGACGCUACCCUUCCAGGGCUUUGAUGAUAUACAACGUGAACGAGACCUGCCCAGUCCUCUUCUCGCGGCAUCCUGAUCCGGGUCUUGUCCUGUGCCUGUGCGGCGCUCUCCUCUGCUGCGUGCUGGGCCCCGGGCUCUGGCUUAUCACCAUGCGCCCCGCGGCCUGGGGCGAGGGGCCCCGCGAGGCGGUCUGGGGGGUUCUGAACCGGCCAUACGAGGAGAGGCGCCAGUUCUGGGAGGUCGUGAUGCUGGCGCGAAGGAUGUUGCUGGCAGCGGUCGCGGUCCUGUGCCCGAUGUCCUAUUCACCAAACGCGCAUCUGAAGGCGGUGCUCAUGAUCAACGUUGCGGCGUUGGGUGCGCACGCGAAGGCGUGGCCCUACAAGAAGAAGAUUACAGAGGGCAUGCCGAAGUAUCUCAACAUCAACAACAUCGAGCUCCUCUCGCUCUUGACGUGCUGCGCCUCCACCAUCCUGGCGUCCUACCUCCUCGAGGACGCUUGGACCCACGAGGAGUCCCUGGACCUCGCGGUGAUGGGCUCGUCCAUCGUUCUCAUCCUGGCCUUCUCCACGCUGCUGGUCGGCCUGCUCCUCUACACGGGGGCCAACAAGCUGCGGGCGUAGGCGCUGCCAGGAGGAGAAGGACGAGGAGGAGGAGGAGGAAGAGGAAGAGGAGGAGGAGGAGGAGGUGCCUCCCCGGGAGCGCCCCAGCGAGCCGCCGACGCAAGACCGAGCGCCUCGGCCGGGCGCCUGCUAGGGCCGGGCGCCUCGCCCAGGCGCAGGCCCCACGCCUUCCUCGCGGGUGGCCCCGAACAGAGCGGGGAUGAGUAGGAGGGUGAUGCACCUGCUGGCCUAGCCCUGUGCUCGCGAGACACCAAUUCGACGGUGCGCCGCGUCUCUGCCAAGCACUCCGAGACUGAGCGCCAUGGCCGAUCGCCUGCCAUGGCCGGGUGCCUUGCCCGGGCGCGGGCCCCCCGCCUUUCCUCGCUCGCGGGGGGCCCUGCAGAGCGAGGGAGGGCGGAGGAGAUUUCUUUGAGGGGGGGGGUGAUGCACCUGCUGGCCCAGCUCUGUGCUCGCGAGACAGUGGCGCCUUCUUCCGAACGCACCGAUUUGACGGCGCGCCACGUCUCUAUUGCGAAGACCUUGCGGCCAGUUCCGCCGACGCUGGAAUCUCGCACCCAGGACGGACGAGGUGGGUGGUGAUGGUGAUUAUGGCCCAGGCGGGGGAGGACAACAACUUUUCCCAGAGGGGGGAUGCUUCGCCAAGGCGCCCGUGGGGCGAGGCGCACACC